Molecule: messenger RNA, 4372 nt
Organism: Halichondria panicea
Lineage: Eukaryota; Metazoa; Porifera; Demospongiae; Suberitida; Halichondriidae
Product: tudor domain-containing protein 1-like
Exons: 23
Coding region: 79-4290 (1403 amino acids)
Molecular function (GO): zinc ion binding
Source: RefSeq, a predicted model, not a curated record
UCACGUAAGUGGGCGUGGGGACCCGGCCCACACGUGGCCUCUGCAUGUGGCCAAAAGCUUGUCUUUCUUUGAAUUAAAAUGGCUCAGAUUUUGCCCGGUACCGGUAUGUGCCUUAAUUGUGGAGCAAUGUUUAAUCUAACAGAUCAUGUCCCUUUAAAAUUAACAUGUGGAUGUAACCUUUGUGAAGCUUGUGUGACUCAAAAAACAAGACACAGGAAAGAAUCAGUUGCAUGUCCUAAAUGUGGUGUCACUACCACGAUGCACAGUCACUUAAAACCGCGAGAGCAAUUACCAGCUAACCUAUUUGUUCUUGGUGGUUUGACAGCAGAACGCAUGGGAUUGAUCAGUGUGCCCAGGGACAUCCGUGCAAGAAUGGACACUCUAAAGCAAUUUUUAAGUGAUUCUGCGUGCCUUACGAAUAUUGAUGAUGAAGAUGCAUCUCCCAAGAUCUUUUGUGAAGAGUGUAGUCAAACUGCAAAUGUAAAGUGUGACAAGUGUGGAGGAGUGUACUGCCACUCUUGUUUUGCCGUUGUCCACUCAUCUUCUCGAUCAAUGAGGACUCAUGUCAGCACCCCAAUCUCUCUGGUUGUUACUACUCCCAGUCCGUGCUCAACCCACCCUGGAAACAUCCAUACUCACUACUGUGAGACAGAUAAGACUCUUAUCUGUCCUGACUGCUUGCUGGAAAAACAUAGAGAUCACAGUAUCAAGAGGUUACAUGAUUUGGCCAGUGAUUAUCGUGAGAGGCUUGCCCCUUUGUUGGAGUCUGCAAGUGAUACCCUCGCUAAAAUGUUCGAAACAGAAAAGACUCUCGCUGACAAGCUGAAGUCUUUAUCUAGUCUCCUAGAAAGCAGUGCAGAGUCCGUGCCAGCGUGCUUCGCUCUGCUUCACAAUGCACUGGAAACGCAAGGGUCUAGUGUUCUGAGGGAGCUCAUCAAGGCUGUUUCUUUGUAUGGCAGACCACUGCAAACUGCUAAAAGGGUUGUGCACAGUCAUGUGAUGUCUUUGAAUUCAGCAGUGAGGGAGACAAAAGCUGCUCUUGACAGUGACAAUCAUAUCAUCGAGAAUGGAGAAAACAUAUUGUUAAAGCUCUCAAAUAUUCACCAUCUUCCACAAGGACUGGACGUGGACAAUCACCAGCCCAUCAAGUUCAGCGUGUCACCGAUCAAGUGUGCUCUUAAAUCUGGAUGCUUGACAUUUGAUCCGGAGUACAAGGGGCCGGCUCUACUAUGUCGAGAUGGCCCAGUGGAUCGUAAGUAUCUUGACGUCACUGAUGAGAGAGAUUCCAUCCCUGGCUCUUCAGUCACAGAGCACUUGGAGAUUCCUGGUCAAAGGUCCGAAGUAAGACACUCAGCUACACUAUCUUCAAGUAUCUCUCCUGUGAGUGAUAGAACUGACUCAAGUAUCCAGCACAAGAAAGUUGCCGUGGACAUACAAGGAGCUGAGCACUUGGAGAUUCCUGGUCAAAGGUCUGAGGUAAGACGCUCAGCUACACCAUCUUCUCCUGUGAGUGAUACAACUGACUCAAGCACCCAGCACAAGAAAGUUGCCGUGGACAUACAAGGAGCUGAUGAUGUACUGGUUACACAUAUGGAGAGCCUAGAUGAGUUUUAUGUCCAAACUCAACAGCAACAGGCACAAGUGGCUGAAAUCAUGGCUCAGCUACAUGUAGAAGACCAUUCUGUUCUUUUGUCUGCGGAUGACCUUUAUAUAGGUCUCCCUUGUGCUGCAAUUUUCUCCCAGGAUGGGAAAUGGUACAGAGCCAGUGUAACACGCUGCCUUGGGAACCAUUCAGUGACAGUGAAGUAUGUUGACUAUGGUAACUCAGAGGAUGUGGGUUUGUUGAGCAUGCUGCAGCUCCCAUGCCACCUGCUGUUGGUACCGCCACUCUGCAGUAGGUGUGCCCUAGCAAACAUAUCCCCAUUCAAGGAAGGAUCGUAUAGACACUCCAGUUGGACCAGAGAAGCUGUGUCUGUGUUCUCCAAUUUUGCCUCAAUGGAUUCAGUUAAGAUGAAGAUCCACAACUGGACAUUGAAUGGUGUUCUCCUGGUAGACUUACUCUACCAAAGCAAUGUUGGACACGUCUCACUCUGUGCUACGCUGGUCACUAUGGGUUUAGCCGUUCGUGGCUUGUGGAAGUUGCCGAAGUUGAGCGAAGAUGGCAUUACUCCUCACUGUACACUAGGAUGUGGUGACACCAGAGAGGUCGAGAUACCUGUCGCGGAAAACCCUUAUGACUUCUUUGUUCACAUUAAGGCUCAGUUAUCUGAUUUGGAAGAGCUGAUUGAGCAAACGCGUCGCUCUGCUGCAAGGAACAAACUACCGAUUGGGUCUCCUCGCAAAGGAAUGCUGUGUAUCGCUCAGUAUACCGCUGACCAGAUGUGGUACAGAGGAAUAGUUGUCGAUGCGAGUGAGCAAGGAAUACGGGUAUUAUUUCUAGAUUUUGGGAACGACGAUAUAGUGUCAACAGUUUACCCAUUGCAUCAUGAGCUGAGAAGGACCCAGGUGCAGGCCAUCCAUUGUUCCCUGCACAAUGUGAAACCACUGAAGAGUGAAGACACGUGGCCAGAGAAUGUGGCAGAUUUCUUCAAUGAACACAUUGGAGGGAAGCUGUGGACUAUGGUUGUAAAGGAUGUAAUUGGAAAGGGUGUGGCAAGUUGCAAUUUUGUUGACCACCCAUUGGAUGUGGAGAUGAUUGAGAUAAAUAGUGGUGUCAAUCUCAGUACUCUGCUGGUGAAUCAGGGAAUGGCAAGGUAUGAAGUAGUUCCGGUGAAUACUGUAUGCGAUAUUGUUGCCGAUCUGUUGUCUUCUGUGUCAAAUCCUAACUCGGACCAUGAUACCAGAUCACCCUCAGCAGCAAGUUUGUCCUCAACACAGCCAGCAAUUUGUCUGUUCCCACAACCUAGUACCACAUCAUCAAAACAUGGGCCGUCGUCGAGUCCACCGAUUAGGCCAUCACCACGUCAAAAACAUAGUUCAUUACCCCACGUAGAAGCCAAUCCAUCCUUACAACCGAGUCAGCCUCUAUACUCUUUGGCACAUAAACAACCACCCGGGAAACGUCUAUUAGUAGGUAAACCAAGGUCACAGUCAGCACAACCAUGGAAUCGCCCGUCACGGAAAAAGCACCCGUCCAAUGGAACCCCUCCACCUGAUAUAGCUACAAGAUCUGUGUCACUCCCGCCUUCACAACUACUGACUAUUGACAGCAGCUCAAAAUCACAAAAAGGUACCGGAAUGAGUCCUAGGAGCAGCAUACGACGCUCAGAGAAACCGAUGUGCAUUUCUCCUUCACAGCUCCCUGCAAAAGGUUCAUCACUUCCGUGCUCAGUCACGUAUGUAUCCACUACUCAAUAUUUGAAUAUUGUCUUUCAUGAUGAUGAGUAUGCACAACUCUUGAAACAACUGUCAUCAUCUACAAGUAAUACCAAAAUCAAUGAUUCUCCACUUUCACUCCAUUGUGGAGAUGCUUGUUUGGCACAAUUCCCCAAUGACACCAAAUGGUAUCGUGCUGUUGUGGUUGAGAAGUGUUCUAGUAGCCACGUCAAAAUUUGCUAUGUUGACUAUGGAGACACUCAUAAAAUCAUGACGUCUAAACUUCUGUCUAUUCCUCAGUCAAUGUGCAAAAUUCCUGCAAAGGCUGUGAAAUGUGUAUUAAAAGGAAUCGAAGCUCAAAUAUUAGCUAACAAAUUGCCUCUGUUCUACCAACUACUAUCCUCAUCUGGACUCACUGCUGAUGUCCAUGGAGCCAUUGGUGACACGGCAGAGAUAUCUCUGCAGCAUCCUGAACAGGGGGAUGUUGGCCGUGCUCUAACGUUUCCUCAGUAUUUCAAACCCAUUAUGCCCCAAGACCCUUUUACACUUCAAGUAACAUUUGUGAAUGGAUCUGUUGUGUAUGGACACCUUGCCACUGAUGAGAAUGCCGCAACAGUGAAAAGAGUGGCCUACGAAGCUGAAAAACAAAGUUCAGAUUAUGUGCAUUUGGAUGACCAUUUUAAUAUCAACGAGUCCUGCUGUGCUCGAUUUUAUGUUGAUGGGACCUGGAGUCGUGCCGUAGUAAAGCAUGUGGACAAUAAUUUUGAAGUUCUCUUCAUAGAUUUUGGUAAUAGCGAAAUUGUUCAAAGGAGCGACUUAGUUAAGUGUGUGGUUCUCCCAGAGAUUCCUGCACUGGCCCUUGCUGUUGAGUGUAGCAAUCCUGACAAAAUUUUGCUGGAUAGUCGUUAUUCAAUCAAGCUUAAAGAGUCAAGCUCCUCUCCUCCCCGUGCAUUCCUAGAACCAUUACCACUCUAACAUUAUUUUACAUCAUUUUCCUAAUUGUAUUGUUGUCAUCUUCACUAUGUAUAAAAUAUCAAGUACCUAUAACAAAAAAUAA